Messenger RNA from Aquila chrysaetos chrysaetos, 1540 nucleotides. It is a transcript of the gene TMEM69, whose product is annotated as transmembrane protein 69. The coding region runs from base 441 to 1217 and encodes 258 amino acids. Lineage: Eukaryota; Metazoa; Chordata; Aves; Accipitriformes; Accipitridae. The record is from RefSeq and is a predicted model, not a curated record. The transcript is spliced from 3 exons.
CCCGCUGCGGAGACCCCGGAACCUCGAAAGAAGGAGCGGCAACUCCGCCCCCCCCCCCCCCCCCCGCCGCGGAUAGCGGAGGCCCUUGUCGCCCCUCUGGCAGCCCGACCGCAGCCCUCGGGUUGGGAGCGAGCGAGGCUAUAGCGGCGGGAGGGAAAGGAGCGCGCCUUUUCGGCUCUGCCGUCCCCGGUCUCGAGCACGCCGGGGACCGGGACCCCCGGCUCUGGUGGGCGCCACGCGACACCCGGGCGCUUCCCGGGCCCGGCGGAACAAAAGACGGGCCGCGGCUGUUCCCGCCCGGAGUAGCACCGCUAAGCGCCGGGCCCCGCCGGAGCGCUUCCCGGGGCACCGGAAGCCGCCUCAGCGAAGAGGCUCGGGGCCGUGCCAGCUAGGGAGGCCGCGGGCCGGAGCGGCAGGAGCCGGGCCUUGAUAAAACAAAGAUGUUUCCUCACAUACAACGAUGCUGCUUCCACACACCUUUCAAACUCCAGAAGUUAACCGUUCCCAGACUACUGCUGUAUGGAAAGAAUAAGACAACUUGGUCUUCUCUCAGCCUCCAGCUGCAGAGAAAUGUGUGUCUUCUCUCAAGAUCUCCAAGCCUCAACCCAGCAUCAGUAUAUGCGACUAAGCUCCAGGCUUUUCAUACCUCUCCCCCCUUCUUCAAGAAGAAAACCCCCAAAGAAUCUGAGACCAAAGACUUGGGCGUCUUGCAACAAAGUAUGAAAUCACUGAAGGAUUCUCCCAAGCCAGCCCUCUACUUGAGCCUCGCAGGGCUAAUUCCAUUUGUUUCUGUUCCGCUGUUAAUGGCUGUCCAAGGGACCUACUACCCAGAGCUGGCGUUUGCUCAGAUUACGUAUGGUGCCGUAACAGUCUCUUUCCUAGGAGGAAAGAGGUGGGGGUUUGCUCUCCCGGAAAACAGCCCAGCCAAGCCAGACUGGCUGAACCUGGCUAACAGUACAGUUCCUCCUCUACUUGCCUGGCAAGCCUUACUUUUUAAAGAUAUCACACAUGGUGCAAUAAUGCUAGUAAUGGCCUUGGGGAUAGCACUACAUUAUGACCUUUCCCUUCUUCCUACUUAUCCUAGGUGGUUUAAAGUACUGAGGGUAGUGGGAACAGUGGUGAUGGUAUUAUCACUGUUAGCUACUGCAGCAUUGAAGACUAUUUCAGAGGAGCAGCUAAGUAACAGAAGAAAUAAAUGGCAGAACACAAAACAAUAAAUCAAUAGGAAAAAGCUAUCUAUCUGCCAAUAAGGUAUUUGUAUUGAGUUUUAGGGGAAGUAAAGACUUAUUUAUGCUUAGAAGUUGUAGGAUGGCAGGGAUCAAGAAGCUUAUUCUCAAAGUGAACAACUUCGCUAGUUUAGGAGGGAAGGAUUGUAAAUAGCAGUGACUUCCAAGGCAGGCAUGAGUCUGUCCUUAUCUGUAGAACAAAGCAUCACUCUUGAAGGAGAUGUUACUGUCAUAUGAAUUUAAAAUGGAGAUUCUAAUGACAUGCGUAUGAACUGCUCUAUGCUGAAUUAUUAAAGUAUCUGGUUUAACUAUAA